GCCGAAUGGCACUGUCGUCAGGGUAUGACAUCAUGAAGCAAAUAGCUCUCGUGCUCUGGUGAGAGCAAACAACCUCGCUCUUGACCGCGCCCGUACAAAACCACCCCAGGUCCCUCCUACCCAGCUUCCAUUGACAAACCCACACUCUUGACCCAAUCUCCAGAAACACCAAGAAGCCCAGAACGCACAUCAAAAAGAACCUUAGAAACGUCAAAAUGUCUGGAAACGCCGACCAGCAGCACAAUGACAAGCCCGUGCCCUACGAGGAGGGGAAGGAGAACUCCCACUUGGACAACGACUCCAAGGACGAGCGCAGCAUAGCCAACCGUCUCGCGGCGGCCAAGGACCAGAACGACCCAGAGGACGGCAGCGGCAAGAAGAAGACCGCUGAGCAGAUCGCCGGCGAGCAGGACCCGACCCUGCCCGCCAAGAUGCACGGCAACGAGCCCUCGCGCGGCGCCAAGAUCGACAAGGCCAUCGAGGACGAGGAGGCCGAGAUCCUGCGGCGCAUGGACGAGAGCAAGGAGGCCAAGAAGAAGAACUGAGUGGGCGGUCUUGCGGGAUGGCAGCAGCUCCGAAGUCAGGGUCACGCAAAGUGGUGGUUGAAGAAAAUCCGUAUGGUUCAUCAUGACGUGGAGGCCUCCAGCUUGGUGGCCUUCCUCCUAAGGUCUUAGACAAGCAUUGCCGGAUACACAUGAAGGCUACCAUGACACAAGGCUUGCCGAAUGGCAGCAUUAAUUAUGCAGUGAAUACACCACACUCUUGCCCAUUCCAA
This is a messenger RNA of Diaporthe batatas, 775 nucleotides long. RefSeq lists its product as uncharacterized. The coding region runs from base 216 to 545 and encodes 109 amino acids. The transcript is spliced from 2 exons. NCBI's taxonomy places the organism in Eukaryota, Fungi, Ascomycota, Sordariomycetes, Diaporthales, Diaporthaceae. The record is from RefSeq and is a predicted model, not a curated record.